UUGAUUGUUGCAGCGUGUCUUUAAAUAUUGUAAAAUGGAAUAGUAAUUUGGAUGCGUAGAGGCUUUGUUAAACAAUACAUACAUACAUACAUAUCCGGUUAGGGCUGCAAGCUGGAUCAGCUUCUAAUAGCCCCCUCAUGUUCGUUAAUCCAGGUAAAUCUAACAGUCAUGACGAUAGCCGCAUAUCCCACGCAAGCAGAAGCUUUUGCUGCUCUUAAAAAGCAUGAAAUUGAUACUACAACCAGAUUUGUGACCGGCCAGGCAACUAAAAAUUUUGGAAAGCUAGAGCAGCUGGACAAGACUUCAAUACAUAAGAUAUUUUGGGAUUACGAUAUUCCAUACGUAAGUUGUGGCCGCAAAGUAUUAUUCUGCCAUCAUGGAAAGGACUACCAUAGAAAAAAAAAAGAAAGAAGAAGGAAGGGAGAUGAAGCAGACCAUUCUAGCUAUAUCAAACCACAGCUCACUCCAGUGACUCCUGCCACUCCACAGAGGGUUGUGCAAAGUAAGAAGCUGGACUGUCCUGCCAAGGUCGAGGUUAAGGAGGUCUUCGUAUUCUUUGAUUUGAAGACUGAUGAAGACCCUAGCAAGCACAAGAAAAAUAAGAAUUCACUUAUUUUGCGAGAGAGAAUUGCAUCUGGAAACCAUGGCGGAACUAAGAGAUUUAUUCUUACCUUGCCACAGUUGGAGGACCAUAAGAACCAUCCAAUUGGAGAGGAGGCUGGAUUAACUGAGCCUAUAGACAAGGAGCUGAUAGAUGUUAUAGUCCAGUUUAUAGAUGAGGGUGUGUAUGACUCCCCAAGUAUGAAGCAGCAUCUUGAGCAGUACGUGCAGCGCUGCCAUCCUGCCAUCCUCCCGACCAACAGACGCUUCUACCCUGCCAUUAGGACCAUACAGAACCAUAUGAACAAAGCCCUACGUUUGAAAUUCCCCAAUGGCGAGCAUAAAGCCAAGGUUAAAGGCAGCAGGCAAAGGGGAGAGAGUAGCAAACGCAAAAAUAGAACGGGUGUAACAAAGAAAAAGGAUCUCUCUACAAAAAACCAAACCAAAGUCAGACCACCAACACAAUGGAAUCCUAAGGUCAACACUGAUGGUACCAUGUUUCAACAUCAUUACAUAGAUGAUACUGCAGACCAUGAGGAUGAGGUGGUACAGUGCCCACCAGAAUAUGUUGAUGAACAAGAAGUCCAGUCAGCUACUCAAGUAAUACAGAACAUCGCAUGCGUGCUGUCAUCUAUGAAAGAGGAUCAACACAUGUCAAGACAAGGAAAGAGGAAGUCAGAUAUGAUGAGUAGUCCUGAUGACUUGUACAAGAGAGAGCUCAUCAACAUUGAAAGAGAGAUGCUGGAAGAAACAAGGACAAGAAACAGACUGCUCCAAGAAAUGAACACUAAAAUGGAUACACUCAUAGCACUUAAAAGAGUCAAACUGUUCAGCGAGAACCAAUUAAUACUUGAACAUUAAAGGAUGUUUUCACUUCGUUCCUUUAAUCUUGUAAUGUUUUAUGACAAUUUCAUACCUCACUUAGAAGUGGAUUUAUUAUUUCCGCAAAGUGAUGAUACCUCAAAAUU
This is a messenger RNA of Dreissena polymorpha, 1568 nucleotides long. RefSeq lists its product as uncharacterized. NCBI's taxonomy places the organism in Eukaryota, Metazoa, Mollusca, Bivalvia, Myida, Dreissenidae. Gene Ontology annotation, molecular function: DNA-binding transcription factor activity. The transcript is spliced from 12 exons. The record is from RefSeq and is a predicted model, not a curated record. The coding region runs from base 169 to 1461 and encodes 430 amino acids.